AUGCCGGCACAGCCCUUCAGUGCCCGCAAAUCUUUGGCAGUCAAGCCCUUGCAAAUUCGUCAGCAUGUUCAAAAGUCUUUGGUGCAGGAAUCUGUGAAGUUUGAACGACGCACCAGGGAGACUGAAACCAAUGACGAAUGGGUCACCGGCGAGAACCUCUUCCCCAAGAAUCACGAGCGCUGGGCGCACAAGGUGGAUGCUGGAACCCGCGAAUCCUUGGAUUCGAAGUCAGAUGGAAAGAAGAUCACCUUGGAGCGGAUGCCUUUUCCUGCCACUGGCGCGUACAUGGGGAAGAUUUGGCGCAACCCGGUUACAGCGAGGCUGAGUUUGAAGAAAGUCAGCACUCAAAACAACUUCCAGCUCAUCGAUUUGUACACCAGGAGUCGAGUAUCUGGCACUCCAUCAGAAUUGGCAAAGGAUCCAUACCUGUACAAGCCCGUCAUUCUGAGCUUGCGAACGUGGAUGUACCACGACUUCUUCAGGCAAAAGAAGUUAGUCGCUUCAGCAGACGAGAAUGGUAUGGUGAAAUGGGUGCUAGACCUGCCAUGCGUUGAUGCGCCGAUCAACGCGGGGCAGAAGUCUUCAGUGCUGUAUUACAUGCCAAUGGCUCUGAUGAGCUCCUUCACCAAAGACGCGGCGACGGUCGCCUCAACUCUCUUGGCGUUGAUUGCUUUGGGCUUGCUGUCGGCAAUGUGCAACUCCGCGCAGCUUUAUAGUCGGCAACGCAUCUACGGUCUUCCGGUGCGCAUCUUGCACCUCACUGUCUUGAUCUUCACAGUGAUGCAGAGCACCAUGGACACCAUGGCACUGAUGGGUUACAUCAUUACCUUCAUGUUCGUAGCGAUGGAUGUGUUUGAUGGUGACCUUCGAAUGCUCACGAGCUAUAGGUUCUGGUGCCGCUAUGCCGUGGUCCGGGAACUGCCUAUGAGAUGCUUCAUCUGUCGCCGGGAGGGCGCAGCACACCUUGAGGAGCUGAUAGGUGAGCGCGCCGCCAUUCCCAGCACCGUUCACGGCUUGUCGACUUGGCUCAAGGAAUACUCCUUCGUGGUCGAGCUCUGCGGUACUCUGUGUCAGCUGGAGCGCAUCUCCUUAAAGGAAUGGCAAGCUGUGUUGGCAGAACAGCAGGAGGGAAGGAAGUUCACCUACGUUUCGUUCGGCCUCUUCGACAAAACGACUCCCAGCAUGUGGCAUUUCUGUGAAGACUUCGAGGUGCCGACUAUCGCAGGGGUCGAGGUGCAGGUGAGGCCGACGAAAGGUGGCCCAGUACAGACCACGAUAGUCCAAAGCUACUAA
Molecule: messenger RNA, 1293 nt
Organism: Cladocopium goreaui
Lineage: Eukaryota; Dinophyceae; Suessiales; Symbiodiniaceae
Source: the annotation of a GenBank genome assembly